AUGCACUAUACCAUCUCGAAAAAAAAUCCUUUAGGCUUAUUACCAUCUCGUUUUUUACUAGAUUCUACAAAUAGCAUUAAUUGGACUGGUUUAGCUGUGUGUAUUGGUAAGAUUUUAGUAUAUUAUCCUGUUUGGCUAUUAAUCAACUAUACAUCUAAUAAAUGGUAUAAUGAAAAUGGUCCUUUUAUUAUAGGGAUGACAGUAGUUUGCAGUUUAAUUAAUUAUACAAUUUAUAUACUAACAUCAUUUAGUGAUCCUGGUUACUUGAAGACAUGUCCAUCUACAUUGCUGAAACCUAUUAACAGCCUAAUUGAUUCAUAUAAUGAUGCAAUUUCCAUUGAACUAAAGAGUUUUGAUAACCAAAAUUUAGAUAUUAAUACUACUACUAAUAAUAAGGAACUAAAUUUUACGUUUACAUCUUCUUGUGAUGAUAUAGAUCUUGAUUUAAACCAUGACAAUUUAAUAGAUUCAGAUUUAUUUAUAGAUGACAAGGAUACAGAAUUAGAAAAUUUGGAAAAGGGGAUUAUUGAUAUAAAUGACAAUAAUAAUGUAACUGAUAAGAUUUUUCUAUCAAACUCAAUAUUGUACGAUAAUACUUGCUUCAAUAAUAAGGAACUUAUAUCACCUAUUAGGCUAGAUAAGAGUACUGCAGCAUUAAGUAUAGCAAUAGAAAAUGUUCCUAGUCAACUAAUUCAAAAAAUUGCAAUGAAAUCACCAAUAAAUAUAAAUAAUAUGAUGAAUAAUUAUCACUUUGAAGGUCGCAAAACUCCAGAACUUGAAAUGGAUAACGCAUUUCAACUGUCAACUGAGGCAACAAGUAUACAGAAUGAUUUUGAUGUACCACAAUCUCCCUAUUCUUCUGAUGAGAUUGACUUAUUACCACGAAUUAAAAGUCAUAAUAUAAAUUCGACUACUUUUCGAAGUUCAAAUGGCUUUUAUACAUUUAAAAAUGGUAGAAUGUAUCAAAAGGGAAUAAGACUAAGAUUUUGUGAUUAUUGCAGAAUGUAUCAACCUUUGAGAACUAAACAUUGUAUCGAUUGCGAAAGAUGUAUAAGAACCCAUGAUCAUCAUUGUCCUUGGAUCGGUCAUUGUAUUGGGGAGUACAAUAGAUGCAAAUUUUGGUGGUUAUGUUUUUUUCAAUUACCUGAAUGUAUAUGGAUUUUAUAUUGCAUAUACACGGUUUUAUUUACAGCAAAAUUGACCAAAAUUAAUCUUACUUUAUCCGAUGUUUCUAUACUAAUUUUGGUUGCUUCGUUAAGUAUUUUUAUGGGUGCUCUAACUACUUUAUUAAUUGUAUAUCAUUCUUUUCUUGCUAUAUAUAAUCUGACAACAUGGGAAAAUUUGGCAUGGAACAAGAUUUCCUAUCUUAGAUCAUAUCCUGAAAAUAAUGAAUCACCUUUUUCUAAAGGUUUACUAUAUAAUCUUGCUGUUUAUUGCAUACCUUAUUAUGUAGAUGAUCUUCAAUUAGGUCAAGAUGGCGAAAUUUUAUGGGAAUUAUGCAAUAAAAAGAUUUUAAAUUAG
This is a messenger RNA of Cryptosporidium muris RN66, 1521 nucleotides long. RefSeq names its product DHHC zinc finger domain-containing protein. The coding region runs from base 1 to 1521 and encodes 506 amino acids. Gene Ontology annotation, biological process: protein targeting to membrane; peptidyl-L-cysteine S-palmitoylation. The transcript has a single exon. The record is from RefSeq and is a predicted model, not a curated record. Gene Ontology annotation, cellular component: endoplasmic reticulum; Golgi apparatus. Gene Ontology annotation, molecular function: protein-cysteine S-palmitoyltransferase activity. Lineage: Eukaryota; Apicomplexa; Conoidasida; Eucoccidiorida; Cryptosporidiidae.